Molecule: messenger RNA, 1326 nt
Organism: Aspergillus bombycis
Lineage: Eukaryota; Fungi; Ascomycota; Eurotiomycetes; Eurotiales; Aspergillaceae
Product: BUD22 family protein
Exons: 2
Coding region: 1-1326 (441 amino acids)
Biological process (GO): maturation of SSU-rRNA
Cellular component (GO): nucleus; 90S preribosome
Source: RefSeq, a predicted model, not a curated record
AUGCCCAAACGCAAACUCUCCGACGUGGACUCCGGUCCCAAGCGCACAUACAACGUGCAAACCAUGCGCCUGACGCAAAAGUUUGAGCAGGGCGUCGUCCUCCUAUCGCGAGCGCUGAAGGUCGCCAAGGGCUUUGAGAGGCAGAAAUUAUCGAGGAGAGAGAAAACCGCCAAGUCGCAGGGUAGCUCCGAGGCGUUGCAGAAAAUCGCUGAGGAGAUUGAUUUUAUCAAGAGUCUUGAUCCAACCGCUACGGCGCAAAAGUAUCUUUUCAAACAGCUGUUCAAGACGAAACGGAUUUCCGAGGCGCCUGCUUUUAUCCAGUUUAAAGAGUCGAAGAAUAUCUCUGCGGAGGGGCCGCGGAGUACGGCUGAGGCGAAUGUUACUGCGCGAUUAUAUAAGUCCAAUCCGGUGAAGAAUGCGUUUCCGAAUAUCAUGACCGAUAUUAAGAAGCUACUAGGGGUGGAGGACGUGGCUGGCGGCAAGAAGGAGAAGGGCAAGGAGGCUGGGUCAAAAGAAAGUGCGCCGAAGACGAAGACGGAACAGCGGGCUGUAUCCGUAUCGGAUAGCGAGCCGGAGGAUCCUAGAAUAGCUGCGGCAGUUGCGAAAUUCGAUGAGGAAAGUGAGGAAGAUGAGGAAGUUGAGGCAGCAGAUGAAGUCAUGAGCGAUGCAGAGAGUAUGGACUUUGCGCAAUUCGACUCGAGGCUUGCGCCGGGUUCGGAGGAUGAGGAUGAGGAAGGUGCAGAUGGUGCAGCGACUGAUGAUGGCUCCGACGGAGGCGUCAAUCUAAAAGCACCGUCUGACAUGUCUAUCUCCCGGUCUCCAUCACCGGACUCGCCGCCGGCUAAGAAGGCCAAGAGCAGCAAGGCAUCAAGUGCCCCGGCUACCAACACAACCUUCCUGCCUUCCCUAACCAUGGGUGGAUACUUUUCCGGGUCGGAGUCUGAACCAGAAGACAUCGAGGGACAACAACCACGCCGGAAGAAUCGAAUGGGUCAGCAGGCGCGUCGUGCCCUGUGGGAAAAGAAGUACGGCAGUGGAGCAAACCACGUAAAGCAGCAACAGAACCAGCAAAAGAGGAGUCGGGAUAAUGGCUGGGAUAUGCGCCGGGGUGCAAUGGAUGGCUCGGAAGGCCCGAGAGGAAGGCGAGGCCAGGGACGAGGUGGGCGGCCUCAGUAUGGUGGAGACCGUCCUCAGCGUGGUCCUCCCGUACAGAGGAAAAAGCCCGAGGAUGACAAGCCCCUGCAUCCUUCCUGGGAGGCAGCCAAGCGGGCUAAGGAGCAAAAGGCUACGGCUGCAUUCCAGGGUAAGAAGGUCACUUUUGAUUAA